GAGAAUCUCCCCAGUCAGGGUAAAUCUGCCAACGAACGAAGACGUGCCUGCGUGCCGGAUUGUGUUCUAUAUGUACAUCAACGAUGUCGCGUUCGCGAAGAACCGGCAAGGGAAAUCGUACGAGAGGAUAAACUCAACGAACUUUCGAUUAAUUUCAUGAUAAAAAUUAAUCGAAACCCUUACAACGGGGAUACAAUCGAUAAAUGUCUAUACCUAUAUAUACAUAUAUGUAUAUGAACUGUACACACGCAUAGUAAUAGGGAAAGAGAUAGAGAGAGAGAGAGAGAGAGAGAGAGACAGAGAGAGAGAGAGAGAUAAUAUAUCGAGAAAAUAUUAUUGCUAUGUGAUCUGUGCGGGUCGUGUUAUUGAAAUAAAUAACUUUUGAUAUCGUGUUUGACUUGGUGAUCUUCGAAAGAUAAGAUUCUAUUUCGUAGAUUGGAUUCAGUGAAAGAAAACUAAAUACAACUUUGGAAUGAAGAUCAAAGAGAGAGAUCGUAUAUUUUUGGUGCGUCGUUGAAAUGAUUCGUUCAUUACUUUCGAAUGGUGUUAAACGUAUCGGAAAUAAAGAAAAAGUAAAAAGGAUUUUGUGAUUGUAAAGUGAAGGGACAAGUUUGAAGAAUAAAACUUGUAGUGACUUGAGUGACUUCAAGUUGAACGAUACGAUCGAAAAGGGAGAAGUCAUUUUUGUGCCGCCGCGUAAAAAAAAAGAAAGAAAAAGAAAAAGAACAAAAAAUAGGAAUCAACGGUUUUAAUAAUAUGAACUUGAAAUAAUGGGAGAAGAAACGAAGAGAAUAAUGUGAAUCGUUUUAAUAAAUAAACAUAAGUGAUAACGUUUCAACAGAAAAUUCUCUUGGAAAUGGCUCUGAGAUGGCAAGCCAGGCUCUCCAUCGCUGCCAUACUCUUCAUGUGUACCGAAGACACGUUGAGCCUGGGUGAUCGCACAUUGGAUAACAUGGAUAGAAGAACGAGUCAGAGUAAUAGAGCACGUCAACAAAUAUUGGAUAAUACAUCUGGUCUGAAACUGAAACCUGAACCAAGUUUCGACUAUUCGCAAACUACAAACGUGACUGCGUUGAUCGGUAAAACGGCCUAUCUGAUUUGUCGGGUACGUCAUCUCGGUAACAAAACGGUAUCCUGGGUGAGGCACAGAGACAUACACAUCCUGACGGCCGGAACGUACACGUAUACGAGCGAUCAACGAUUUCAAGCGCUUCAUGAAAAAACAACAGGUCAAAACAGCGAAUGGUCGGAGUGGACACUUUGCAUUAAGUGGGCGCAAGAGAGAGAUCAAGGGAUCUACGAGUGUCAGAUAUCUACCAUACCUGUUAAAUCUCAUCAGUUUCGAUUGAACGUCGUUGUACCAACAGCGACGAUACUAGGUGGUCCAGAAAUGUACGUCGGUGCAGGAAGUACGAUAAACCUGACGUGCGCCAUACACUUCAGUUCUGAGCCACCGGUCUACAUCUUCUGGUACUGCAAUGAGAACGUCCUCAGCUACGACAGUCCCAGGGGCGGUGUUUCGGUGAUAACCGAAAAGGGUGGCGACGUCACAACCUCCUGGCUCCUCAUCCAAGCUGCACAACCCUCGGACUCAGGGGAAUACAGCUGUAAACCCAGUAAUGCCAAUACGGCCUCCAUUAGGGUUCACGUACUCCAUGGCGAACGACCGGAAGCAAUGCAAACCGGAACAGCGGGACCCACUCUAUCUUCGAGCUGUCUUUUGGUGUCUCUCAUCAUUUUGUACAUAUCCUCGAUGUAAACGAACUUAAAUAACCUUAACGAAUGUCGCUGCUGCAUAUGUCGUCGUUUUUUUAGAUCGAGUUACGAAACCAUCGAGGUACGUUCUCCUUUUGAAAUAGUUCUCGAUCGAUGAAAUCGAAUAAAAAUCAUUUCUUAUGAAUUAAGAGGAAAAAAAAAGAAAAAAAAAAGAAAAAAAGAAAAAAAAAAUAAUAGAACGACGUUCUCGCGUUCUUAUUUAGAUAUCCUUAGACAAUCGGUCGAAGCCGUACACACCGAUCGAUCGAUCGAUCGAUCGAAAAGAAUAUAAGAAUGGAUCCUAAUGUUAAUAAUAUUAGGAAUUCGUGACCGUAAAAUUUUCUCAUGUCGCGAAUAGUUAGAAGUAAUUGGAGGAAAUUAUUCGAUAAUCCGAAUGAUCCUCAUGAAGAAAGUAACCGAUUGCGAGAGGAAACGGUUUAAGGGUUAAAAGACGAUCGUCGUGAAGUUUUCUUUUCUUUUUUUCUCGUCCCUUUUUUCCUCUUUUCUAAUUUUCUUUCUUUCUUCUUCUUCUUAUCUCAUCUCUUACGACCGAUCGAAAAAUUUCUCUUAGAAAUUAUCGACGUUAAUCGUAAAGUUACGAACGUAAAAUCGUUUACGUUCGUACGAUAAAUAAUUCCGUUAUUUACGAGCGGUAUUAAUUAUCGAACAGAUUCAUUCAUCGAUUUAUCGAAUUUUCGACGGGGUAUAAAAGAAGAAAAAGGAGAAAGAGAGAAAGAGAGAAAGAGAAAAGAGAAAGCAAGAUUUCUUCGGGAUCAUUUGAAGUUUCAUUGGAUUCAACGAUAAUAAUAAUACUUAAUUCCUCUCGUAGGUGUUAAUUAACUCGUCGGUGUCGAAAUAGCUAUGAAAAUUUGUAUAUACGCAAAAUCCAUUGUGUAUCGUUGACACGAAAACUUGAAAAUAAAUCGGCGUGUAUCUAGGGUCAACGGAGAGAGAUCCAAUUAUAAAGAUGUAUGUGCGUGCGUGUACGUGUGAACGAACGUGUGUGUAUAUGUACGUAUCCUGUAUGUGUAUGUAUGUAUGUAUGUAUGUAUGUAUGUAUGUGUGUAUGUGUGUGUAUGUGUGUAUAGGUAGAUAUAUCAAAACGAUCCGUUUGCGUUGAACCACGUUUCUCCCUUCGGCAAAACUCUACAGAAGAUAAUUAUUAUUAAUUAACAAAUCCUGUAAUUUGGCAACGUUAAUUAACGGCACACGCUGGAUUAAAUUCAAUGAUUUAUCAGGCACGAAAUUGAAAAAGAAAGAGAAAGACUGGACAAUCGUUUUUCAAUUCAAUUGUUAUGUCCCUCCUCUCCCUGCGACAACGACGAAUCAACGUUCGAAUGAUCGUUUUGUAGAAUUUACGUGAAUUUGCCAUUCCGCGCGACGAGUUAACGCGUGACACGAAGCUUAAUGAACGAUAUGAACGCAUCAAAGCGAGAACCGCGUAAACGGAUACGUUUGUGUUGUCGAUUAACGGAUAUAAAAGUGUUCCAAAGAGAGAAAGAGAAUGAGAGAGAGAGAGAGAGAGAGAGAGAGCUUUUGAAAUUAUUUAAAGAAAGAAAUUUUAUUCGGAUGAUACAAAAUGAAAUAAAGAAUAAAAUGGGAUAAUACUCUGAUACAGAAAAUUGUAUUACCUGAGACAAAUAAACAAUGAGAGAUAUAAUAAUAAAUGUCGAAAAGAAAGGAAAAGGAAAAUAAAGGAGGCAAAAAAAAAAUGUGAAAAAGGAGAGAAAAAAAAAAUUAGGGACGUUGUAUAUAUUCGCUUUUUUCUUUUUUUUUUCUUUUUUUUUUUUUCUUUUCUUUUUUUCUUCUUCCCUUUUUCCACUUGCGUGCUGAGUAACGAUAAAGUGAAUGAAGCAAGUAAAAAAUUCGGAAGAUGUACUAAGAUAUACAUCCAUCUACUUUUAAUCUCUCUCUCUCUCUCUCUUUCAUUUUCUCUCUCUCUCUCUUUCAUUUUCUCUCUCUCUCUCUCUUUCUCUCUCUCUCUCUCUCUCUCUCUCUCUCUCUCUCUUUCUCAUCAAUUUCUCAAGCAAGUACUCAAGUUCAUUAUAAAUCCCAUAAUAAAUCACGUCGAUGGUAGCUCAAAGCAUCGUCCUUAUUAUUAAUCAUUUGACAGGAUAAAAUGAAAAGAAAGAAAGAGAGAAAAAAAGAAGAGAGAGAGAGAGAGAGAGAAACAAAAAAAGAAUAAAAGAAAUGAAAUGAUUAUAUUUCAAUCCUAAUCAUUUCUAAGGAAUCAUUAGUCGAUCAUAUAAAAAUCAUCAUAAAUAUUAUUGAUCAUAAAUAUAAUUGAUCAUAAAUAAUUAUAUUUACAUUGUGUGACGAUCUAAUAACAGGAUAAAUUUUAUUUAUUCUUUAUUAACAAUAAUACGUUUAAUCGAAUGGAAAAUUUCAUUGCGUAGAUCAUCACGGUCGGUCGUUUGUUAAUAUAAAUUUUAGUUACCGAUUCGUAAGACUACGUACUACGUACGUAAUAUAAUACAUACAUUCAUACAUUUAUAUAUGCAUACAUACAUACAUACAUACAUACAUAUAUCUGUUUCACUAAUGUGCAGGUUGCUGGGCAAAGAGCUAAAUAACGAUAGGUUAACGUUAACGUUAACUCGUUGAUAACACGGUCAAAGCGGGUUUCGUUCAUCGAUGUAAUCACGUUCACGUUCAGAAAUGUAAACGACGUUCCUAUGUGUGUAUUUACAUCUACGGUCUUACGGUGUAUACGUGUAUUACGUGUUUGCGUAUAUUCGUGAAUCGAAUUUAAUAUUCUUAAUCGACCGUGAUAUUAACUUAACAAAAGAUUUUAAACUGCUGAUUCGAUAAUUUGUCUUUUAAUAAACUCCUUCUUGUUUCGUAAGACAUAAAAUAAAAUGAAAGAGAAAGAGAGAGAGAGAGAGAGAGAGAGAGAGAGAUGGAGAGAGAGAGAUGGUUGAAAUGUUUCCCUUAAGGAAAAAGUAAGAGACAGAAGGAGAGAGGGAGGGAGAGAGAGAGGGAUAAGUUAAAACCUAUACACGGUCGAUCGUAAAAUAUAAAGAGAGCCUCGAGGGCCACGAAAACUCGGAAGAAUAAUUGCGGUGGUUUCCGGCGGGAAAAAAGAAAGAGAGAGAGAGAGAGAGAGAGAGAGAGAGAGAGCAAAGUU
Vespa crabro (European hornet) is the source of this 4882-nucleotide messenger RNA. Its product is annotated as cell adhesion molecule 2-like. NCBI's taxonomy places the organism in Eukaryota, Metazoa, Arthropoda, Insecta, Hymenoptera, Vespidae. The transcript is spliced from 7 exons. Bases 857 to 1759 code for a protein of 300 amino acids. Gene Ontology annotation, biological process: synapse organization. Gene Ontology annotation, cellular component: neuron projection membrane. The record is from RefSeq and is a predicted model, not a curated record.